AUGGCAGGGAAUGGUACCAUAGUCACAGAAUUUGUUCUGAUGGGAUUCCAGCUGCGAGCGGAGCUGCAGAUGACCCUCUUCUUUGUGUUUCUGAUUCUUUAUCUCAUCACCAUUGGGGGCAACCUGGGCAUGAUCCUACUGAUUCAGAGUGACCCUCACCUCCAGACUCCCAUGUACUUCUUCCUCAGUCAACUUUCCAUCCUGGACAUUUGUUAUUCUUCUGUAAUUAUCCCUCAGUUGCUUGAGACCUUAGCAAUCGAUAAAACAGUCAUCACCUAUGAGUGCUGUGCCACCCAGUUCUUCUUUUUCACGCUUUAUGCUAGUACUGAAUGUUUCCUUUUAGCUGUGAUGGCCUAUGACCGCUAUGUGGCUGUGUGCAACCCUCUCCUCUAUGCCACCACCAUGACACCACAGACCCGACUAGGCCUGGUGGGUGGGGCAUAUGCUGGUGCAAUGAUCAAUUCCAUGGUCCACACUGGGUGUACUUUCUCCCUCUCCUUCUGCAAAUCCAAUCACUUGGACUUCUUCUUCUGUGAUCUGCCACCCCUGCUGAAGCUUGCCUGCAGUGAGACAAAGCCACAGGAGCGAGUGAUCUACCUCUUAGCAUUUUUGGUCAUCACAACCAGUAUUUCAGUGAUUCUCAUCUCCUACCUGUUCAUCAUUAGGGCUAUUCUGAGGAUUCGUACAGCAGGUGGCAAAGCCAAGACUUUCUCCACCUGUACUUCUCACAUGACUGCAGUGGCUCUUUUCUUUGGGACUCUCAUAUUCAUGUACCUGAAAGGUAAUGUGGGCACAUCUCUCUGGGAGGACAAGAUCGUGUCUGUAUUUUACACAGUGGUCAUUCCCAUGCUCAACCCAAUGGUCUACAGUCUCAGAAACAAGGAAGUGAAGGGGGCUUUGAAGAAAGCUUUCAACAGGAUGAAGGUUUCCCAAGUAAAAUAA
Orycteropus afer afer is the source of this 942-nucleotide messenger RNA. Its product is annotated as olfactory receptor 9I1-like. Gene Ontology annotation, cellular component: membrane. NCBI's taxonomy places the organism in Eukaryota, Metazoa, Chordata, Mammalia, Tubulidentata, Orycteropodidae. The transcript has a single exon. Gene Ontology annotation, molecular function: olfactory receptor activity; odorant binding; G protein-coupled receptor activity. Gene Ontology annotation, biological process: G protein-coupled receptor signaling pathway; sensory perception of smell. The record is from RefSeq and is a predicted model, not a curated record. The coding region runs from base 1 to 942 and encodes 313 amino acids.